Klebsormidium nitens is the source of this 1108-nucleotide messenger RNA. The record is from the annotation of a GenBank genome assembly. NCBI's taxonomy places the organism in Eukaryota, Viridiplantae, Streptophyta, Klebsormidiophyceae, Klebsormidiales, Klebsormidiaceae.
CCAAGCACCACCACUGCCAGAAGGGAGGGCGGGCGAUCAGCGGAGGAGUCAAUCAAGCAGGUCUGUGGAGGGUCGGACAGAAGGAUUGAAAGGAUAAGCUUGCUCCAAUACGUAUCUCAGAGGUGACUGCGUAUAUGUACAAGUGUCAAUGAGUGGGAGGCGUGCCCUGGCAGGUGCUCUGGAUUUACGCAGCUUCAUUCUGAGAAGCCAAGUUCUGGGCCUAUACAGAGAUGCCCUGCGGGCAGCUCGACAAGCCCCACUAGAGAGCAGAGCGGAACUUCGCCAGCAGGUCCGCAACGAGUUUGAGACAUUUCGCCACGAGAGGGAUCCCCAGGCCAUCCGCUUUUUUCUGAGCGACGGCCUGCAGAAGCUGAAAGACCUUAAGGGAAUGCUUAGUCAGAUGGGUUGAGGCUGAUAGGCACACAGCGGCCAGAUCAAAGGACUUGAACCAUUAGGGGGGUCCUACUUCGAAAGAAGUAGAUGCGGGAUUGGGGCAAGUGAAGCGCACGGGCUCCUAGGAGGGAGUCCGGGAAGGAGUCUGGCUAAGGAUUUGGGGGGCCGGGCCAAUUCAACCAAAGGCAACGGGAUCCCAAAUGGUGGUUUUGGGAGAAUAAUCAGAGCAAUCUGAGACGAUGGGGACAAAUUUUAAGCGAUCGUGGGGUCUCCUUUUAUGAUUGGACACCUUGAAGCAGAAGACAUGAUCAAACCGGCUCGCAAGGUAAAAACUUAGGAAUCAUUGAGGCUGCAAAGCGCAACCUCCGCCACCGCGCUCCGUGCCCGCGAAGUGCUGCGCCGGUGGGGCUGGCCUCACCAAUGCCAUGUUUAGAGCCUGUGGCCCUAGCUUGCGCUAGCCAGCUCGGGGUGGGACGCACUGAAGCAGAUACCUCAUCAUACACGUGCAGGCUGGCUAAUCUUAGCUAGCCGCCUCAUGCACUUUUCAACGAGAAUGCAUGCUGGCAGGUCUGUGAUCCUUGAUGUGUGCGCGCGUGAUCUAAUCUAGUAACCGGCAGCAGCGGCAUAUGAAUUGCUUGGAUCACAGACCUAGCGUUUUACUUCGUUCAAGACAACGUAGUCACAGUCAAGUUACUCGAAUUGAUCAAUCCGGUAA